Molecule: messenger RNA, 273 nt
Organism: Aspergillus puulaauensis
Lineage: Eukaryota; Fungi; Ascomycota; Eurotiomycetes; Eurotiales; Aspergillaceae
Exons: 1
Coding region: 1-273 (90 amino acids)
Source: RefSeq, a predicted model, not a curated record
AUGAAAAACAUGACUCUUGAACAGUUGCGUGGUAGAACGGGCGAACCAGCAAUGGAGGCGGUUGUCCGCGAAGACGGCGCCCCUCUUGACCCUGGGGUCCCCCCUGAGCUAGUCAUUCCCAUAUGGCUAGGCAUUGACAGUGACAAGGUGACCCUAGGAGACGCUAGUAUUAUGAUUGCAGACUUUGGCGAAGCGUUGGACCCCCCGAGAGUCGAAACAGUACACUGCUCAUACACCACCAUUACUCGCGCCGCCAGAAUCACGUUUCGCUGA